Molecule: messenger RNA, 1431 nt
Organism: Lineus longissimus
Lineage: Eukaryota; Metazoa; Nemertea; Pilidiophora; Heteronemertea; Lineidae
Product: leucine-rich repeat-containing protein 51-like
Exons: 5
Coding region: 128-769 (213 amino acids)
Molecular function (GO): protein binding
Source: RefSeq, a predicted model, not a curated record
CGACGACAACAACAUCGUUGUUAAGAGAAACAAUAUGGCGAACUGAGAAAACCAAGAUUAGAAAAAUUUCGAUUGGUUCGUCCAAACUCAAAUAUUCCGUCCAACUUUAAGGAUAAUAAAUGCAAAAAUGAGUUAUCAAAAGAAGAACACAGCAACCUCCUCAAUAGAUUGCCAUGCCUCGUCCGUGGCACCUCUUGAUUACUCAUUCCUGAGCCUGACAUGCUGCUCCGAGGCUGUGGAUGAUGAGCCCAGGAAUAAUUCGCCAAGGAAGACGAAAGCGCAAACAAGUAGUAAGAAGAAGAUUCUAGAAAAGGACGGGGAGCCCGAAGAGAAGCCCAAGUCAAAAAGUCAUGGAAUCAAACUGAAUAACAACAGCAUUGGAGAUCUCGGAACACUGCUAACAACGGUGGAGACCCUGUUUGAAAAUCCGGAAGGAGUCUAUCUCGUUGAUCUUUCAUUUAAUGAAGUAGCGACUGUUGAUCAUCUCCUUCACCUUCCCCAGCUCCGUUCCCUAUAUUUACAUUCCAACAACAUCACCGACCUAAAGGAAGUGGACAAACUAGCCACGCUCAAACAUCUCACCAAACUGACUCUUCAUGGAAACCCGAUUGAGAGUAUUAAGGACUACCGAUGUUACGUCCUUGCCAAGUUGCCACAAUUAAAACAGUUUGACUUCAGCCAGAUCACGACCAAGGACAGGGAAACGGCAAAUGCUCCUGCUCACAAAAACAUCAACAAAAAAACGAAAAAACCCAAGACUGAGGGCUGAAUGGACACAAAUCUGACUCGAUUAAAAAGUUGUCACGUAUCGUUCUUGAUGGGGACCUCUGUGUUUCAGUACGUACCGAAAAACAGGACGGACAAGAAAGACUGCAUUGAUUGUCCAAUUUUCAUACUCAUACCAGUUGUGCCCACACUGUAGGCCUCUCCAGUGAAAUCAACUUCUUCGGGUUGAGCUCAGCAUCAAUCCCAAGCAUUUGACCAGGUUUGGGCCUUAAUUUUACCUCCAACCUACCUUUCUUGAUUUUAGUACAAAGCCCACCAGUGUGGUGUUAAUGCUUCAAGCUAGAGAUAUGUUAUUCAUAGACCUAAUAGUGUACUAUUCUUCAUUGUAAUGUUACAAAUACACUGUCUUUCCCACCAAACACCAGUUAAAUCAUUGGUCCUGUACAUGAUAUGGACCAACUUUUCCUUCAGACUAGUUGAACUGUGUAGCUAUACUAUUGCCUGUUAUUUGAUCCAAAUUGCCCGCUAGGUAUUUGGGAUUUUUAGGCAUGGUCAACUCCAAACUCCAAUAUUUUAAAAAGAUUAUAUUGAUUUGUUGACAAACUAUAACUUUUUGCCCUGGAUGUAAAAAAUGAAACAGGUCUAAAUGUAUUCAUCUGUGAUGUGUAUAAAUUAUAUAUAAAUAAAAAUUAUGUUGAUGUUUUA